AGGAGGAGGAGGAGGGAAGGGGGGAGAGGGAGGGUAUUUUUUACGCCGUCGGGGACCUGUUGCUCCGAUGACAGCCAUACGGCCCUCACCUCCCCACACAUCCGAUCGACCUCGACCCGCGUCGCGAUGCCAGAGCCAGCAGUCGGGUCGGUGGUCGCUUGGGUCGUGGUUGUGGAGGACAAAGCUCGAUAUUGACCUCCCCAAUCCAAAAACAGAGGAAGUUCCGUCGACAGUUUCAUUCGUCUCCCCUUCUUCCAUUUCCACCACUUCGUCUUGGAUUUCGCCCUUAUGUUCAUCAGUUUCUUCCUCUUUGCCUUCCAUCGAAGACGUUGUUUUUGGGGAUGACAGUGUCGUCAGAACGCCGUGGCCCAGCAAAACUUUUGCUCAAAUCUGCUUUGAGUUUCCGGAUACCGGCUUUCUCCCUUUCCGCGCUGGCACUCUUUCACUCCUUCCUACUGUCAAACCCUCCUCGUCGACAGAAGGCACUGUUGAAGGGGAUCAGGUCAGUACUUCACCUGCUCACGUGACCGUCGAACGGUAUCUGUCCAGCGGAAGAAUCUGGGACGCAUUCCGCGGGCACCUCACACCGGGCUCUUCCUCGUCUUUCCGACACCCUCCCCUUUCUGUUGUGAUUAAGAUCACCUCAAUGUCCGCCGCAUAUAAUCGUCCGCACUGGAUGCCGCUGCUCUGGCCAGAGGAAAUUGACCAGGCCGUCCAUACCGAGGAUGAG
Messenger RNA from Tremella mesenterica DSM 1558, 730 nucleotides. RefSeq lists its product as uncharacterized. The transcript is spliced from 4 exons. The annotation marks the transcript as partial. The record is from RefSeq and is a predicted model, not a curated record. NCBI's taxonomy places the organism in Eukaryota, Fungi, Basidiomycota, Tremellomycetes, Tremellales, Tremellaceae.